ACGGACUCAGACGCGGCAGUCUGGCCGAGGGUGGGGUUCUUACGUUGUUUGGCACUGACAAGAGUUGCCACAGGGGUGCGAAGAUUUCCCCUGUACGUUUGCCGAGAUUCCCCAGAACGUUCCGCUCGCCUUGCCACCGUUUCUUCAGCAAACGAGGACACUCGCGCUGACGCAACCGCGGUCUGCUCCCUGGGUUUCUUCAGGCUCGGCGGCGGGGGCCUUUGGCGCCUGGAGUCGCUCACGGGGUCCCGCGAGCACCGUUCGUGUUUCCCUGCUCCUCCGCAGGCUGCAGCAGUUCCUCAGUCCCGCUGUGACUGUCACGCGUCCGUGUUCCAUAGAAGGCUCUCAGUGGGGGUUUAUCUGGUGUUUGCUCACGAGUGCUUUCAGUUAUGCGUUUUGGGUGAGAAAACCUCGACAGUGAAAUUGUGUUCUCAGUGCGUCUACUCGGGAGGCACGUGAUGCCGCUUGUCUUAGUUGGACUUUGGUCGCUGGUUUGGGCGGUGUCUCCGUCAUGGAGUGACCGUUCUCCCCUUGUGAGUGAUAACCGUCUUGUGGGGAGAUCCUUGGAGGCUACGGAAAUGCUCGCUCAUUUCAGCAGCGGCAGUGCGAGUUUCCUGAAACGGUUGCUCCAAAUUUGUGGUCAGCCAAACAGAAGUGUGAUUAAUUCCACUGUCACAUCUGCGGAUCAGGUGACCUGCAGGUUCACCUCUGACUUGGAUGUGUUUUGCUUUGAUGAUCUGGUCAUCUUGGCGAGGGCUGCCACAAUGCUGCCGCCGCCCUCGGAGCAGGCCCUGAAUGAGCUGCUGGUUCGCAAGGAGGAGGAGUGGAGAGCGCUGCAGGCCCACCGCUCCCAGCUGCAGGAGGCGGCCCUGCAGGAGGCGCAGAACCGGCUGGAGGAGGCGCAGGGGAAGCUGCGGCGCCUGCAGGAGGACUUCGUCUACAAUCUGCAGGUGCUGGAGGAGCGGGACUGCGAGCUGGAGCUCUAUGACGCCGUGUUCGCCCAGGCCCGAGGGCUGGAGGAGGCCAGGCAGGCCGAGGUGAGCGAGCUCAAGAUCGAAGUGGCCAAGCUGAGGCAGGCGCUCACCACGGAGGCCAGGCGGCUGGCAGACAUGCAGCAGCAGUACCAGCUGAAGUUGCAGGAGCAUUGCCUGGAGCUGGAUCGGGUCCACAGUGACAAGAACAGUGAGAUUGACCACCAGCGGGAACAGUAUGAAAACCUGAAAUGGAAGCUGGAGAGAAGGCUUAAGGAGCUUGAUGGCGAACUUGCUCUGCAGAGGCAGGAGCUGCUGCUGGAGUUUGAAUGCGAAACGCAGAAGAGGGAGCACGAAUUCCGCCUGUGGGCUGACGGCAUGAGCAACGUGGUCUUAACGCACGAGCUCAAGGUCAAACUAUUGAACAAAGAGCUUGUGGCUCUGAAGGAAGCUGGAGCAAAGGCAGCAGAGUCUCUACAGAGCGCUGAGAUGGCCAACUCGGAGCUGGAGAAAAGGCUGCAGCACAGAGCCUGGGAGCUCAGGAACCUCACCACGGUGAGAGAUGCCCGGAUAAAAGACUUAGAGGGUAAGCUUCACUCUGUGCAGCUGACCAGGAGAAAAGAAAAGGAAACGUGCAGGAAGAAGCAUGAGGAGCUCGACCAUCGGGCCAGGGAAAGGGACGAGGUGCUGGCGGUGGUGAAGGGUGCCCACGUGGAGCAGCUGCGGGUGCUGGAGGCAAGGGCUCUGGAGCUGCAGGCCCACUGCGAGACCCUCGAACUGCAGCUCCGCAGGGCCGAGCGCAGGCAGAUGGACGCCUUGAAGGAGAAGAAUGCCGUCAUUGACAAACUUCGGGAAGACGCGGCAGCUCUAAAAUCUGGCUGGGAUGCCCAGAUUGCUCGACUGUCCAAGGAGAUGAUCUCCAAAGACCUUCAGGUUCAUUCGCUGCGGGAAGAAGAGGUGAUGCUCAAGGCACAGCUGGCCAGAUGCCAGCAGGACAUCGGAAGGUAUAAGCAGCAGCUGUCUCUGGCAGCAGAAAGGGAGCAGAGCCUGGAACGUGAUAAGGUACAGCUGGAACUGGACUGGCAACGUCGCUGUGAGGGCCUAGAGAGGGACCAGUUCCAGAGGUCCGAGGAUCUGAUUCAGGCUCUGAUCACGGCUAAAGAGCAGGUUACUGCCAAGCUCCAGGAGACAGAGCGGACACUGUGUGACCGGGAGGUGGUGCUGAAGGCCCUGACCCUAGAACGAGACCAGGCCGUGCAGGCGCUGAGGACACACGGGCCCCUCCCCAAGAGGGAGGUGCAGAGGCCUCCAAGUUGUCAUGAAGGAGAAAUAAGUAAAAGUUUUCCGUCUAGUGAGAUCCAGCGGCUACAAGAGCAGAACUCAAGCUUGCGAAAUGCUGUUGCACAAAUGAGGAAAGAAAUGGAAACUCUGAGUGAUCAAAUUCUUCCUUCUGCCCAGUCAGGAGGAGAGACUUCAGAUACAAACCAACCUGAUCCAAAGACAACAGCAGAUGCCGCCACUCCUGAUUAUGUGCUGGCCCUUGAAGCAGAAAUACGAGGUCUAAAGCAUAAAUUUAAAACCCUGGAAGAACAACUAGAAGAUAUGUUAGAUCCUUCAAAGAUGUCCUUAUCUUAUACUGAUGUUCAACCCAGCGUCCAUACCUCGACAGAAACCACUGGAGGAGCCAUGCCAGCUGAUGGUGCAUCCACGAGAUUAGCACUCAGGAGGCUUGGAGACAGGGCGCGUCUCUUGAACUUCCUGGUGACCGGGCUCAGACAGAAGGUGCUGCAGAAACCCUUGGACAUGGACACUGUCCAGCAAGAGCUUCCUCACGAAGUGGACCAAGUACACCUGGAGGUUUUGGAGCUUCAGAAACAGGUGGCUGAGCUUGAGAAGCGUCUCGGGACAGUGCGGAAGGAAGGCGGGGUGGCUUCAAGCAGGCAGCAGCUGCAAGCUUCCUGCCCCAUGGCCCUCAGGAGAGAGGACCUCACAGGCAGAGGACCCUCAGGGACUGUGGACCAGGGGACAUUCUCUGUGCACCUGAGCCCAGGGGCACAGCCCCCACAAGUCUUGUCUGUGGCCCGACUCCAGAGGAAACUAAAGGAGGCGGCCCGAAAAAUCCUCUGCCUCCGUCUGGAGAAGGAGCAGCUCCUGGAGAUGGGAAACAGGCUUCGUGCGGAGCUGGGCUGCCCCACAGCGAAACCAUCUGGUUACUCUCUUCCCAGCCCUGGGGCCCAGAACGCAGGUGAGGCACCUGAGGCACCUUUGGGACAGUUGCAGCCACACCCGCCAGCUCAGGACUCUCAGAAUGCCGAGAAAGAAUGUUUCUCCGAAUGCUCAGGAAAGAUCCAACCCUGCUCGGCACAGACAGUCUGCAGAAACGAGACUCCGCACGGCUCUACGGCGGGAGCGGUGGUGGGGCCGAGGCAGAGGCAACACAGAAGCUCCACUGUGACUUGCAAGUCAACUUGUCAGAAAGAAAACCAGUCCCCAAAGUCACUCCCGGCUCAAGAAUUCCCCGAGGAAAACGGCCACCACACCCAAAGAUCCUCACCACUUGCCAGCAGUUCCCUCCAGGACACAUGGAAGUUACUCGACCUGGGAUCCAGCCCUUCUGGCCGCACCUCCCAGGAUGACUCAACUCCAGUACCUCCAGCAGCCAAGAGUGUCCAGCACUCUGACAGGAGCCCCAUCAAGAUGCCGGCAGCCUUUGCCAUUGAAGGAAUGAAGAUGGAAACCCAGGCAAAGACCAAGCCUGCCAGGGCUCACCCUGUAAAACCUAAAGGCUGCCAGUGGCCCCCCAAGAUCCGUAACUACAACUUCAAGGACUGACUUCUUCGGCUGCCCCUGCCCCUCCCCACCCUCUUCUCCCUCCGCCCCCCCUUCCUCUCCUCCUUU
Diceros bicornis minor is the source of this 3869-nucleotide messenger RNA. It is a transcript of the gene CCDC57, whose product is annotated as coiled-coil domain containing 57. Bases 459 to 3803 code for a protein of 1114 amino acids. The transcript has 20 exons. NCBI's taxonomy places the organism in Eukaryota, Metazoa, Chordata, Mammalia, Perissodactyla, Rhinocerotidae. The record is from RefSeq and is a predicted model, not a curated record.